This is a messenger RNA of Telopea speciosissima, 2024 nucleotides long. RefSeq names its product transcription factor UNE12. The transcript has 7 exons. Gene Ontology annotation, biological process: regulation of transcription by RNA polymerase II. Gene Ontology annotation, molecular function: DNA-binding transcription factor activity, RNA polymerase II-specific; RNA polymerase II cis-regulatory region sequence-specific DNA binding; protein dimerization activity. The record is from RefSeq and is a predicted model, not a curated record. Lineage: Eukaryota; Viridiplantae; Streptophyta; Magnoliopsida; Proteales; Proteaceae. Gene Ontology annotation, cellular component: nucleus. Bases 440 to 1435 code for a protein of 331 amino acids.
CUUAAAAAGCGCGAGAAACGAUGUCAGAACAAAGCUGAGCGAAAGGAGAGACUUUCGAAGGCGACCGUGCAAUAGCGAGCAUACGCUUUUGUUCUCUCUUUCUCUCUCUCUCAACACUUCAGUCACUGCUACUCUCUCUUCUCUCUCUUCUCUGUCUUCUCAUCCUCUCUUUAGAGUAGUUAAUAUAUGUAAUUAGACAGUAAUCCCUCGAAGCAAACGAAGCUCGCCGGUUUAUCGGGCGAUGGAACUGUAACACGUUCCGCCGACAACCUCGCUUUUGGGUUUCUUUCAAACCCUUUACUGUCCACACACAGUCACAUACACUCUCUCUCUCUCAACUCUGUAGACAGUAGAUGCUCUUUAUAAACCCUAGUACCGCACAAGAAACCAAACUUCCAUCUUCUGUAACACUUGAUUAUUGUCGUAGAACAUCUCCGGUAUGGCGAACAACCCGCCGGAAGGUUUAGGCGACGAUUUCUUCGAUCAAAUCUUGGCGAUUCCAAGUUACCCGGGUAACGAAUCAUCUUUGGCGGGAAAUGAAGGGAAUUUGGCGGGAACGGCAGGUGGGGCAUCGUCGAUGGUUCUGCAGCUGAGCUCAGGUGAAGGCACUGCUCACAUGCGCAGUGCUGGUGGAGGUGGCUAUCAGGGAACAACUACAGUGUUUCCCUUGGGAUUGAGCUUGGAACAAGGGAAAACUGGUUUUGUGAAACCGGAGGAAGCUUCUGGGAGCGGUAAACGGUUCCGGGAAGGCGUUGAUGCAAAGCUUUCUUCGGGAAAGAACGACAGAGACUCAGUGCAGUUGAUGUUCCCGGGGUUUGGACAUGUACAGAGUCAGACGCACCCGGUCCGGCCUGCUGCACCUCAGGUCCAUCAGCCUUUCCAUAGUCAAUCUACACAGACUGCAGUCCCUACUGCACCUCAUCCACCAGCCAUCCGACCAAGAGUGCGGGCCAGACGAGGACAAGCCACUGAUCCCCACAGUAUUGCUGAGCGGUUACGCAGGGAGAGAAUAGCAGAAAGAAUGAAGGCGUUGCAGGAACUUGUACCUAGCUCCAAUAAGACAGACAGAGCAGCCAUGCUUGAUGAGAUCGUGGAUUAUGUAAAGUUCCUCAGGCUCCAAGUCAAGGUCCUGAGCAUGAGUAGACUUGGGGGAGCUGGUGCCGUGGCACAGCUUGUGGCUGACAUCCCAUUAAACUCGGCUGAGGGGGAAGGCAGUGAAGGUGGAAGCAACCAGCGAGCAUGGGAGAAGUGGUCAAACGAUGGCACAGAACGGCAAGUAGCAAAGCUUAUGGAAGAAGAUGUUGGGGCGGCCAUGCAAUUCCUGCAGUCCAAGGCACUUUGCAUCAUGCCGAUAUCGCUUGCUUCUGCUAUCUACCACACACAUGAACCAGACACCUCCACACUGGUGAAGCCGGAGUCGAACACCCCUUCAUAGACUUGCAACGCAGUUGCACGUGCCCAUCGACGACUCCCUACAUUCUCUGGUGGCCCACCUCCCCUUAAUGGUCUUACUCCAACCACACCAAAUUGUAGUUACUACCAGGGAUGGUUACUAACACCUCUCGUCCGGGACAAUGCAAUCGAAGUCAGAUACCAUAAUAUCACUAUUGCCUUUUUUGUUCCCUGUUUCGUUAAACAGGCUCUGAUGUUGCACUGGAAGAGUGGGAAAAAAAAUUACAGGGAAUCCUCAUUGUAUGCUGGGUUCAAGCCAAGUGAGAUUGUCAAAGCUCUCUCAUGCUAUGUUUCUUUUUUCCUAGCUUUUCCCACCUUGGUUAUCAGUGGGGGUUAGUGGUGGAUGACCAAAACACUUUUGCAGUGGGGACCCUUCUUUUUCUUCUGUUUCUUUCCCUCUCUUUUUUUCCCUUAUGUAGUGGGUGGUGGGAACUUCUAAAAGGGUUGGAUGGGUACACAUAUAAUGUAUUCGGAGAAAGGAAGUUGAAAAUGGAUAGUGGUUGGUCGUUUUGAAAAAGUUAUGUUGAAAGGUUGUAGUCUUGAGAGAAUUGAUUGUGCUUCUCGGUUGGUUU